Molecule: messenger RNA, 1073 nt
Organism: Strongylocentrotus purpuratus (purple sea urchin)
Lineage: Eukaryota; Metazoa; Echinodermata; Echinoidea; Camarodonta; Strongylocentrotidae
Product: N-lysine methyltransferase SMYD2-A-like
Exons: 3
Coding region: 219-548 (109 amino acids)
Molecular function (GO): protein binding
Source: RefSeq, a predicted model, not a curated record
CAUUUUCUUUACCGGUAUUCACUUUGCUUAUUUCCAGUAAUAUCACAUUUGUAUUUCUCUCCCUUAUUAUGUGUCCUCUCAUUUUGUCUGUAUACAUUCUUCCAUGCUUUUUGUCCCCAUCUCAAUUGGUUUUCAUUGCAUAUGGGUUGACUCUUUCUUAAUGGUGAGAUUUACAUUGGACCAAAGUGCUACAGCUGUGUGAACCCUACCUAAAGCUGAUGGACUCUUCCAACAGUCUUCUAGCAAAUCAUCAUCUCCUGGUGAAGAUCAGACAAGGGGCAAUUAGAGCAUGCGUACACAUACAAGAAUGGGAAAAAUCCGUUGAGAUGGGACAACUGAACAUAGAGUCUUUAAGAUAUCACUAUGGACCAUACAGUGCCUCGCUGGGGACUCACCUCCUGGGCAUGGGUAAUGUACUGCUUCAAAUGGGGAGACUUCAGGAGGCCAGAAAAUAUCUCACAGAGGCAAAGAGUGUUUUGGAGGUAACGCAUGGUCCACAGCAUUCAUUCAUGAUGACACCGUUCGUGCAAAAACUACUUGAUCUGUAGAUGUAGAUAAUGCAUGGCUAACAACUUUCCCGAAGGUCACCCCUUCUGUCUGUAACUGCAGAUAACACGUCAUGUCUAGCGUCAGUUACUGAUGUCAACAUAAAUACGAGAAAUUUCUCUGUAGCAGUAGAUGACACGGGAAAUACUGAAGAUGGACGGACAGAUCAACAGUGAGAAUAAGAUCGAAAGGAAACAAGAAGAGACAUAUUAAACAAGUUUGAGAAGCUUGUAUGCAUACAAUUAAUUCGAAAUGUAGUCAUUGUAGUUUGUUCGACCCAGUUGGGUAAAUGUGUAGGACUCGUUGUUCCUUGAAAUGCACUGUGCGCUGAUUAAUUACGGCUGCCGGAGCUAAAGCUAGGAUAAUAAUAUUUCCAAAACUCUUUGGACGCGCAUAGAGACGUUAUGUAAUGUGAUAUGCGCUAUACAAGAACCGAAUAUUAUUAUUAUUACUUAAUUUAUUUCUUGUACAUUUAGAAUUUUGAACACCAGGGCCCUGUUUCAUAAAACUUGUUUUCAAUAACAUGU